AAGUGAUCAACUCAUUUCUUUGUUCAACAGCAAAUCUAUGAAAUCUGCUCUUUUAGCAGUUAGAAAUUAUGUUUAUGCUGAUUUUUUGGACUGGAUGCUACAGUCUGCUGUCAGUCACGAGACAAGUUACAGGUGAAACUGAGAUAUUUUGCUCCUCUGAGCCGGUAGUAUCAUUCUGCGGCUCCAGCAUCGUUCUACAGUGUCACCUCGAGCCCCAGCAGGAUGCAACAGACAACACAGUGAAAUGGACUCAGCAGAGUGAUGUUGUACACGUUCGUAAAGGUGGAAAAGACAUUCCUGGAGAACAAAUGGAGAGGUUUGAAGGACGCACGUCUCUGAUCUCUGAAGGUCUCCAUAAAGGAAAUCUGUCACUCCAACUUUCCUCUUUAAAACUCUCCGACUCUGGAAGAUACAAGUGCUCCUUUCAGGUCGGCUCAGUGGAGAAGAGUUGUUACGUUGCUCUCAGUGUCAGAACCAAUGAUCUGGAUUUGACUAAACCUUUACCUCAUCUGAUCGGACGGGUCAUUGGUGUUAUCAUCGGUGCUGUUUUUGUUCUCAUUGCUGGUUUAGUUUAUUGUAAACGGAGACGAAACAGGCAUGAAGCUGUUCUACAGAGAUUAUGAUUUAGAAGUGGGACAAGACAGACAGGAGGACGACGAUCAAAGUGAAACCAGACGACACUGAAUAAACAUCUGGAUUUUUUUUUCUGUUACUCAUCCACCUAAUGCAAAAGAAGUUUUUUCUCUUUUAGGGGGUAGAUUUGAGCUCAGAUAAAAACAGAGAGAAAGAAA
This is a messenger RNA of Melanotaenia boesemani (Boeseman's rainbowfish), 791 nucleotides long. RefSeq names its product butyrophilin subfamily 2 member A2-like. Lineage: Eukaryota; Metazoa; Chordata; Actinopteri; Atheriniformes; Melanotaeniidae. The transcript has 6 exons. Bases 69 to 623 code for a protein of 184 amino acids. The record is from RefSeq and is a predicted model, not a curated record.